Nematocida parisii ERTm1 is the source of this 403-nucleotide messenger RNA. RefSeq lists its product as uncharacterized. Bases 1 to 363 code for a protein of 120 amino acids. Gene Ontology annotation, molecular function: structural constituent of ribosome. Gene Ontology annotation, biological process: translation. Lineage: Eukaryota; Fungi; Microsporidia. The record is from RefSeq and is a predicted model, not a curated record. The transcript has a single exon. Gene Ontology annotation, cellular component: ribosome.
AUGGGUAAAAGUGAAUUUACAAACCAGUUAAGAGCAAUGACAUACGCCGAGGUGGAGGGCACACUCUCAGACAAAAAGAUGCAAGUCUUAAGAAUGAGAAACAAUGUCAAAGGAGAGGAGUACAAAAACACUGCCGAGUGGAUCACCACAAAGAAAGACAUUGCAAGAUGUCUUGGUGUCUUAACAGAGAAGAAGAGGCAGGAGAUCAAGGAAGAGUGCGAGAGAGAGAACAAGCCACUUCCAAAGUUCUUCACAAAGAAGCUUCCAAAGGCCCAGAGAGUAAACAUUCCAAAGGAAAUGCUUGAGAGAUACAGACAGAACAGAUAUCCCCUCAGAAGAAAGAUUGUUGUCUUUACUCCAUAAACAAGCCAAUCCUUCCAUUUACGUCAGAGAAUAAACCGUG